GCCGCUGUGGUGACGGUGACCUGGCCAGGCCCCUGCAAAUAAGGGGGCGCGCCGGGCGCCCAGGGUCUGACCCGCAGCGACCAGCUGUGACCAGCCAUGCGGCGGCCCUCUUAGCCAGCGCUCCGCCCGCGCGGCCAGGGCCAUUAAAAGGCGGGUCCCGCAGGCACCGCCGCAGCAGCCGCCCCCGACCCAGCGCACCAGCACCAUGGCUGGCCCCGGCCUCGCCUGCUGCUUGCUGGGCCUCCUCGCCCUGACCUCCGCCUGCUACAUCCAGAACUGCCCCCUGGGCGGCAAGAGGGCUGCGCUGGACCUCGAUGUGCGCCAGUGUCUCCCUUGCGGCCCUGGGGGCAAAGGGCGCUGCUUCGGGCCCAGCAUCUGCUGCGGCGACGAGCUGGGCUGCUUCGUGGGCACCAACGAGGCGCUGCGCUGCCAGGAGGAGAACUACCUGCCAUCGCCCUGCCAGUCGGGCCACCAGCCGUGCGGGAGCGGUGGCCGCUGCGCCGCCGCCGGCAUCUGCUGCAGCCCGGACGGCUGCCGCGCCGACCCCGCCUGCGACCCCGAGGCCGCCUUCUCCCAGCGCUGAGCCGGAUGGCCCCGACGGUGGUGCAACACCACGAGAAAUCAUGAAAUAAAAUAAAGCAGAGUU
Messenger RNA from Mustela erminea (ermine), 646 nucleotides. It is a transcript of the gene OXT, whose product is annotated as oxytocin/neurophysin I prepropeptide. Gene Ontology annotation, molecular function: neurohypophyseal hormone activity. Lineage: Eukaryota; Metazoa; Chordata; Mammalia; Carnivora; Mustelidae. The record is from RefSeq and is a predicted model, not a curated record. Gene Ontology annotation, cellular component: secretory granule; extracellular region. The transcript is spliced from 3 exons. The coding region runs from base 206 to 583 and encodes 125 amino acids.